UUUUUUUAUUAAAUUAUUAAACUCUGAAUUAUCUUUAUCAAUUUCAAACAUGACCACAUCUGAAGAUUUCAUUGGUCAAAAUGCUCUUAUCUCUUAUUUAUCAGAUAACAAUAGGACAACAAAAUCAUAUUGGAGGUUCUUAACAAAUCACCGUGAUAUUAUUAUUGCUUCAAUUGAUACUACUUCAAAUUUAGAUAAUUGGAAAAAUCUUGAUAAUCUUUGGGCUGUUCGUUUUUUGAGAGAAAAAAAAGAUUUCCUUAAAAAAGAUUUUCCUGAUUUAAAAGAUAAGGUAAUUGCAGAACGAUUUCGAUAUGCAAAAACAUUAAAAAUAUUUUGCCAAGAAAUUAUUAAAGAAUAUAAAAAAAAUCAAGUAUUUAUUGAAGAAAAUAAUGAAAAAGAAAACAUAGUGCUUGCUGAUUUUGCUGAUUCAUCUUGUUCACACAUUUCUAAUUCAUCCCAUUCAAAAAAGAAUGUUGAAAAAUAUAAUAAAAAAGAAAAACAUAGUAUCUGCUAAUUCUUCUUAUUCACAACAAAUUAUUGAAAAUACUGAUUAUGAUUACUUUAUUCCUAUUAAAAAUCAAUCUAUUUCUAAUUCAUCUCAUUCAAAAAAAAAUCAAAAUUCCUAUUAAAAUUCAUUCUAUUUCUA
Rhizophagus irregularis DAOM 181602=DAOM 197198 is the source of this 646-nucleotide messenger RNA. The record is from RefSeq and is a predicted model, not a curated record. Lineage: Eukaryota; Fungi; Glomeromycota; Glomeromycetes; Glomerales; Glomeraceae.